CUAUGUCAUGCUGUUGGUGGUGGUGGGGGUUCCCCUGUUCUUCAUGGAGCUGGCUGCGGGCCAGUGUAUCCGUCAGGGCAGCAUCGGUGUGUGGAAGCACAUCUCCCCCAAGCUGGCCGGUAUCGGCUACUCCAGCUGCAUGGUGAGAACAACAGGUUGGCCGGUAUCGGCUACUCCAGCUGCAUGGUGAGAACAACAGGUUGGCCGGUAUCGGCUACUCCAGCUGCAUGGUGAGAACAACAGGUUGGCCGGUAUCGGCUACUCCAGCUGCAUGGUGAGAACAACAGGUUGGCCGGUAUCGGCUACUCCAGCUGCAUGGUGAGAACAACAGGUUGGCCGGUAUCGGCUACUCCAGCUGUAUGGUGAGCACAACAGGUUGGCCGGUAUCGGCUACUCCAGCUGCAUGGUGAGAACAACAGGUUGGCCGGUAUCGGCUACUCCAGCUGCAUGGUGAGAACAACAGGUUGGCCGGUAUCGGCUACUCCAGCUGCAUGGUGAGAACAACAGGUUGGCCGGUAUCGGCUACUCCAGCUGCAUGGUGAGCUCAACAGGUUGGCCGGUAUCGGCUACUCCAGCUGCAUGGUGAGAACAACAGGUUGGCCGGUAUCGGCUACUCCAGCUGCAUGGUGAGAACAACAGGUUGGCCGGUAUCGGCUACUCCAGCUGCAUGGUGAGCACAACAGGUUGGCUGGUAUCGGCUACUCCAGCUGCAUGGUGUGUUUCUUUGUGGCUCUCUACUACAAUGUCAUCAUCGCAUGGAGUCUCUUCUACAUGGGCAACUCCUUCCAGUAUCCUCUACCCUGGGAGCAGUGUCCCAUCAACAUGACCACCAAUAACACUGUAAAGGAAUGCUUAGGUAGCUCCCCAACCUCAUACUUCUGGUUCCGGAAGGCUCUAGACAUCACAGACUCCAUCGAUGAGUCUGGUGAGUUUAACCCCAUCAUGACGGGCUGUCUGCUGGCUGCCUGGGCCAUCGUCUGUCUAGCCAUGAUCAAAGGCAUCAAGUCCUCUGCCAAGGUGAUGUAUUUCUCCUCAGUCUUCCCCUAUGCUGUGCUGUUCAUCUUCCUCGUCAGAGGCUUGAUGCUGGAUGGAGCCAAGGAGGGAAUCGCCUACAUGUUCUACCCUAAAAUAGAAAUUUGGGCUGAGGUGCAGGUGUGGCGGCAGGCAGCCACACAGGUGUUCUUUGCCCUGGGCCUGGGCUACGGCUCUGUGAUUGCCUACUCUUCCUACAACCCCAUCCACAACAACUGUCACCGUGACGCGCUCAUGGUCUCUUGCAUCAACUUCAUGACCUCAGUGCUCGCAUCACUGGUGGUGUUCGUAGUGCUGGGCUUCAGGGCCAAGAACAUUGUCCUGAACUGCAUCACCCAAAAUCUGGGCCUGUUAAACGACAUGGCCACACAUGGAAGCAACCAUCACUGGUGGCCGUGGUUCAACAUGUCUGAUCCUGCCUCCGUCACCAUACCUGACUACAGAGAGUGGUACCAUCACUACGGCUCCCAGGUGGGGACAAACAUCACCGACUGUGACCUGGAUGAGGAGAUGAGCAAGGGUGUGGAAGGGACGGGCCUGGCGUUCAUUGCCUUCACAGAGGCCAUGGCCCAGUUCCCUGCCAGCCCCUUCUGGUCCACGCUCUUCUUCCUCAUGCUGCUCAACCUGGGCAUGAGCACCAUGUUCGGCACCAUGCAGGGGAUCCUCACCCCCCUCAUGGACAACUUCAGCCUGCUGGGACGCCACCGGACCAUGCUCACAGUGUGCAGCUGUGCCCUGGGCUUUGUGAUCGGACUUUUGUUUACCCAGCGCUCAGGGAACUACUUUGUGACAAUGUUCGAUGACUACUCUGCCACCCUACCCCUGAUCAUCGUGGUGGUCUUUGAGACAUUCGCUGUGGCCUGGGUGUACGGAGCUGACCGCUUCUUGGAUGACAUUGAGAUCAUUCUGAAAUGGCGCCCCCCGGUGCUGUAUAAGUACCUGUGGAAGUACGUGUGUCUGUUUGCUAUGGUGGGCCUGCUGGCGGCAAGUCUACUGCGAAUGGUCUUCAAACGACCGACCUACACAGCCUGGAACCACACCACGGCAUCGGAGACAACUCUGGAGUACCCAGGCUGGGCCCUGGCCAUGUUGGCCAUGCUGAUCCUGGCUGCCACCCUGCCUGUCCCUGUUGGCUACUUCCACUCCUGGCUGAAGAACCGUGGCAUGGGCCCCGAGGGGGAGCUCGCGGGCCAGGAGAUAGACAGAGAGAGGUACACCAAGUGCAACUCCAGCGACGCCCUGGACUCCAACUCCCAGCAUACCCCUUCGGUGGAGGAUGAUGGCCGACCCAGGGCUAGCUUCCUACCACUGGGCCUCGACCACUACAGACUCCUCCCACAACAGGAAGACGUGGAGGAGGAGGAAGAGGAUACGAUGUGAGAGAGGGUUUGAGAAUCGAGGGACGAAGAGAGGAGAGUGGCCGCGGGAAAGAGAGACCCACUUUAGAGAGAGAGAGAGAGAGAGAGAGCGUCUCUUGACUGAAAUAGUGGAAAGGACUCCACUUAUAUCCCCAGACUUUUAAUUGAUAGUGAAUCUUAAUAAUGUAUUACAAUGUAUAUGACCGUUCAUCCAUAUUACCAAAGAAACCUAACAUUAGCACAAUGUAAUAACCUGUAUCCUUAGUGCCAACGCACACCUAUCAGUCACCUAUCAUAAGUCACCUAUCAUAAGUCAUGUAUCAUAAUUGACCUAUCAUAAGUCACCUAUCAUAAGUAACAUCAUAAUUGAACUAUCAUAAGGGACCUAUUAUAAGUGACCUGGGGUGGCAGGUAGCCAAGUGGUUAGAGUGUUGGGCCGGGAACUGAAAGGUUGCUGGAUCGAAUCUCUGAGCUGACAAGGUAAAAAUCUGUUGUUCUGCCCCUGAACAAGGCAGUUAACCCACCUUUCCCUGGUAGGCUGUCAUUGUAAAUAAGAAUUUGUUCUUAACUGACUUGCCUAGUUAAAUUGACUAUUUACAAAACCUAUCAUAAGUGACUUAUUAUAGGUGACCUAUCAUUAUACUGAUAAGUACUGUAAGAAGUGCCUUAUUAUAGGUGACCUAUCAUUAUACUGAUAAGUACUGUAAGAAGUGCCUUAUUAUAGGUGACCUAUCAUUAUACCGAUAAGUACUGUUCGAAGUGCCUUAUUAUAGGUGACCUAUCAUUAUACUGAUAAGUACUGUAGGAAGUGCCUU
Messenger RNA from Oncorhynchus mykiss (rainbow trout), 3205 nucleotides. NCBI's taxonomy places the organism in Eukaryota, Metazoa, Chordata, Actinopteri, Salmoniformes, Salmonidae. The record is from RefSeq and is a predicted model, not a curated record.